AUGGAUCCCAACUGGAUUGACGCCAUCGACCCGGCAUUACGCCAGAGAAGACCAAGCACUGCUCCCCCCUCCUGUGACGAAGAAAUGCCCGCUCUCCUUGAACUGCCAGAUUCUCAUGAACGAAGCCGAGCGAUGUCCGCCGUUACAUGGCCCACGAACGAAAUACCGGUUGAGAUUUUUGAGAUCAUAAUUUCGUACCUCACCCGCCUCGAGGUCAGAUGUUUGCGACUUGUCUGUAAAGAAUUUGAGAACAAGGUUUCUGCACAGUACUUUCGAAAUGUUGUCGUGCCCUUCAAGUCAGAGCUCUACAGCAAGUUGGAUCGUGAUGAAAACGGAGUCUUUAAGCGCACAUCCUCCGCUCUUCUCUCAAAUGGGAUGCGCAUCUUCCAGUCUUUUGGUCCACACAUCCGGCGCUUUGCGCUGUCUUUGGAGCUUGACGAGGACACGCUUUCAUACCCUCCAGUGAAGCCUUCGCAAGAAGCCGUCCCCUCUUUCUGGGGCAUAUACCGCUGGCCACAUGGCACUUACCACCGAUACACUGAUCUUGAAGGUCUCGAACAAACGGCUGACGAAACUGAGGCUAUGAAGGAAGCGCUGAAGUGCUUGGUCAAAGUCACAAAUCUUGGACUCUGUUGUGAUGCUGGCCUCGGAUUUCUGUCGGGCCCUGAUCAUAUCGCACGAGGUGCAACCACUCUCCAUCCCGUGUUUGCAACGCAGAAUUGGCGUCACACGGGUUCUGAGUCACAAGCUCGGAAGCAACCAAUCGUCACCAUGUCAGACCUGAAUGAAAUGGUCAAGGAUUUCAGAAAGCCUGUGUUUGAGAACCCCAUUAGUUUCAAGCGAACAGUGCUGCAAAAAAUGGCCUCAGAUGCUGGGUACUCAGGCGCCCAGAUCAACGAAGCUGUGCUUAUGUUGUUGGAGACUGAGGGCACCAACAUCAACGCGAUUGACUUUGAUGAGAGAGCAACCAUAAUCACUGAGAUGGAAGCUAGACGAGUAAUGGCACAAAACGCACAUCGUGCUGACUUUGAACCAGCCACCGCAGAGGCGGUCAACCAUCCGCUGAUUCCCGCCAGUCUCACAAGAGCACAGAAGGAAAUGCUCCUCGAGCUCGAGUGGGCGCAUCGCGCCAUGAUUCAGUCCUAUGUCAUUGGCCUUAUCGACAAUGCCCGAGACAACUGCUUCAAAAAUCUUACUACCGUCACGAUUGCCAAGAUCCCCAGUAGCCAUGUAUAUAUCCUUUGUCGACACGAGCUAUGGCAGAAUCUAUCGUCUCUCACCAAUGUUUCGCUAGGUGUUAUUGCCGACUGGCGACGCGUUUCCAAGUCUGCACCGGGCUGUGUAGAAGAUGAUACAGUUUCUCCCGUCGAGGCUGUUGGUAAGGUUUAUCAACUGCUUAACAAUUACAUUGGGGCUCAGCCACACAUUGAAAGCCUUCACUUUGAAUGGAUCUGUGGUGGAGAGUUUGCUCCUGGAACAUAUCAGCGGAACCACCACAUACUCCCAGCACCGUUCUUUGAACAACCUCAACUCAUGACUCGCAUUGAUAGCCCCAGGACUAAUACGGACGAUCUCUUGUCAUUGCCGUUUAUUAAGCAUUUGUCACUCAAGAACUGCUGGGCCUCACCGCAUGUCCUUUUGCAAACAAUACGCAAUAUGGCUCUGUCCACACUCGAGAAGCUUGACCUGGAAUCGGUAUCACUCUCCGGUCCACCGACUCUCACUCCCCAAGCUCCGCUCCAGCAAGCUGGCGCAGCAAACAAUGCUCAUCUGCUGAAUAUGAUCGGGAUGCACCCUGCACCUCCUGGUGUGCUGGUACCUCCGCCUACCAAUAUAGCAAAUGGGGUUGUUGCACCAUUCCCAUUAAACGCGACGGCUCAGCAGCUUGCAGGAGUAUUUGGAGCGGCUUUCAUGCCACCGCCACCACCCAACAAUCAGGCCCCCCUGCCGCCCCCUCCACCUGCACCUGCACCUAUGGAUAUCUUACAGCAACCAGAUGUAUUGUCUUGGGCAGGCAUCAUAGAGCAUUUCUCCCCAAGCAUCAAGAUCAGAGACAUUUUGAGUGCCAGAGACGAGCUGAAUCUGAAUAUCUCGAGCCAACCAGCCUCGGACCAGGCAGAACCUCUAGCGCAGCACAUCCCUGCGCCGCAGCGCCUACGCUCAGACGAGAAGAAGUAUACUCUGAAGUGCCUCUCCUUCAAGUCCUGUGGGUAUGUUACAGUCGAUUCACCGGCUUUAAAUACUCGGAGUAUCUUGCCGCAUGGCGCUCAAGGCCUUGGGGCCAAUGGGAACCCGCACAUUCAAGAUUUAUCGCCUCUGAUGCAGAAGUGCCGGGACAAGCUUCUCUGCCGGAUCGUUCCUUGCUUAAGGAACCAGGAGCUACUGCAGCUUACAGCUGCUUUUGGGAUGGACAUGGGAUGGGCCAAUGUAUAUGAUGAGCGUACAAUUUACGACGCGAGAGCUGAUGGUGUUGAGAUACCUGGAAAAGGUCGAUUUUCGGGUACAGUCGAUGCUGCCAGUGUUGCAGGGGCACGAGAUGGCGAGGCCAUACUGAGCCUGGAUUUCUAG
This is a messenger RNA of Fusarium subglutinans, 2568 nucleotides long. Its product is annotated as f-box containing protein. Gene Ontology annotation, molecular function: protein binding. The record is from RefSeq and is a predicted model, not a curated record. The coding region runs from base 1 to 2568 and encodes 855 amino acids. NCBI's taxonomy places the organism in Eukaryota, Fungi, Ascomycota, Sordariomycetes, Hypocreales, Nectriaceae. The transcript has a single exon.